GCCCGCCUCAGCCGCCGUAAUAGAGCUUUGCGCACGCGCAGCGGGAACCGUGAAGAAGGUGAAGAUGGCGGCGGCCAGGACGGGGGUCCUGAGAGUCCUGGGAGUACGAUGGCUGCAAAGAGCAGCCCGGAACGUGGGGCCGUUAGGUGCACGGACAGCCUCCCACAUGACGAAGGAUAUGCUCCCGGGGGCCUAUCCUAGGACGCCAGAAGAACGGGCCGCCGCCGCCAAGAAGUAUAAUAUGCGUGUAGAAGACUACGAGCCUUACCCAGACGAUGGCAUGGGGUAUGGUGACUAUCCAAAGCUCCCUAACCGUUCACAGCACGAGAGGGAUCCAUGGUAUGACUGGGACCACUCAGACCUGAGGUUGAACUGGGGUGAACCGAUACACUGGGACCUAGACAUGUAUAUCAGGAACCGUGUGGACACGUCACCCACACCUGUUUCUUGGAAUGUCAUGUGUAAGCAACUCUUCGGCUUUGUGGCCUUCAUGGUUUUCAUGUUCUGGGUUGGGGAGAUGUACCCCACCUACCAACCUGUGGGGCCAAAGCAGUAUCCUUAUAAUAAUUUAUACCUGGAACGAGGGGGUGAUCCUACCAAAGAACCUGAGCCAGUGGUUCACUAUGAGAUCUGAAGAGGCUUCAUGGGCUUUUGUGCUAACCAGGACUCCCUCUUUCCUGGAAAUUUGACCCUAUUGAAAUCCCUAAUAAAAUUUAGUGCUGUGGUA
Molecule: messenger RNA, 727 nt
Organism: Otolemur garnettii (small-eared galago)
Lineage: Eukaryota; Metazoa; Chordata; Mammalia; Primates; Galagidae
Gene: NDUFB8
Product: NADH:ubiquinone oxidoreductase subunit B8
Exons: 5
Coding region: 65-634 (189 amino acids)
Biological process (GO): mitochondrial electron transport, NADH to ubiquinone
Cellular component (GO): mitochondrion
Source: RefSeq, a predicted model, not a curated record